CCUGCCAUGAACGCCAUGAGAAAAAGGAAGGGAAGGAGAAGGAGGAGGAGGAAGAGGAAGAAGAGGAGGCCGAGAGCAAGAAGAAGCUUCAGACUUAAUUAAUUAUCUACAUAUGGUUUAAUUUGUGUUCCAUUCUCACGUGUGCUGUUUGCUUUCAGUUGUCAGUAAGUGCAGGUUUUGUAUGGCUUGAUCGCCUGUGUAUCUGAUAAUUAUGGAUUGCAUGUUUUAUUAAGUUUAAACAAUUUUGGAUAAGUAAGAUGCUGUUGAUUGUUGGUUACUUGGAGUUUUUUUUCUUUUACAGAGGAUUCUCUUAGUUGGUCUU
Messenger RNA from Phalaenopsis equestris, 322 nucleotides. Its product is annotated as abscisic stress-ripening protein 3-like. The record is from RefSeq and is a predicted model, not a curated record. Lineage: Eukaryota; Viridiplantae; Streptophyta; Magnoliopsida; Asparagales; Orchidaceae.